Molecule: messenger RNA, 2172 nt
Organism: Lodderomyces elongisporus
Lineage: Eukaryota; Fungi; Ascomycota; Pichiomycetes; Serinales; Debaryomycetaceae
Exons: 1
Coding region: 1-2172 (723 amino acids)
Biological process (GO): cellular response to oxidative stress; protein phosphorylation
Molecular function (GO): calcium/calmodulin-dependent protein kinase activity; ATP binding
Source: RefSeq, a predicted model, not a curated record
AUGAACAAUAACAGUAAUAAUAAAAGUACUAGUGUUGACAGUACUACUACUACUACUACUACUACUACCAACACAAACUCACACUUGCAUAAUUCUACAUCAACUACUCCAACACCAAUGUCUUCGCACCAAGAGAAUUGCCAAAAUCUAAACGGAAAUGGAAAACAUGUUUCUUCAAAAGAAAAGAGUUUAAAACACAAUUUGAUCAAUAAUAGCUCUACAGCUUCAUUCACAUUUGACUCGUCACUCAAUGAAUUGUACCCUGACCUUCCUCCCAACUACAAGCUAAUCUGCGUAUUAGGCGAAGGUGCCUUUUCUACAGUUUAUAAGGCAGUUGAUGUAACAAAGAACCAAGUGGUUGCCAUAAAGAUUAUUGGCAAGGCACACCUCUCUUCAAAACAAUUUCACAAUAUAAAAAACGAAAUCAAGAUUAUGAAACGAGUUCACCACCCAAACGUCUUGCAACUUUUCGACUCUUUUGAUACCGAGGACAAUUGCUUUUUAAUCUUGGAGUACUGCAAUGGGGGCGAAAUCUUUAACAAAAUAAUUGAAUACACCUAUUUUUCGGAAAAAUUGUCGCGGCACGUGUUUAAACAACUCUUGUCUGCCAUUGAUAAUUUGCACCGACUCAACAUUGUACAUCGCGAUAUCAAGCCGGAAAACUUACUUUUCAAAAAAAUUCCAUUUUUCUCCCGCUCGCUCGAAGAGAGUCGCAAGCUGUUGAGAAAAUCCGACGAUGAGUCGAAGGUAGACGAAGGCGAGUUUAAGCCACAUAUCGGUGGGGGAAACAUUGGUAUGAUCAAAUUGGCCGAUUUCGGUCUCGCAAAGCAGCUUGUAGACGACUAUGACCAAUCAAGCGUACCAUUAAAGACACCAUGUGGCACUGCUGGAUAUACCGCACCCGAGGUGAUUACAUGCAGCUCAAGAAACAAUGCAUACCUGAAUUACCUGAAUUACCAAAAUUACCUGAACUAUCCAAAUCACUAUAGUUCCAACACUCUGCGUAGAACGAGAAAGAAUCAUUACUCCAAAGCCGUUGAUAUUUGGUCCCUUGGAUGCUUUCUUUACACCAUUAUGUGUGGCUUUCCUCCAUUCUACGAAGAUGAGACCAACGACGUGACAAUGAAGAUUAUCAAUGGAGAUUUUGUGUUUUUGCAACCGUGGUGGGAUGAAAUCAGUGCUGAGGCAAAGGACUUGAUUACAAAGAUGUUGAUUGUGAAACCCGAAGAGAGAAUCACCAUUGCCGAGAUUUGGCAACAUCCAUGGGUUACCGAGGGCAAAUCAGUACAACAAGAAGAAAUGGGCCCCAAAGAAGCAACUAAUUAUUUCCAACAAAAUUACGAAGUUAGUCACGUUGAAGAUAUUGGGGCAAAUGACGAUGAUAAUUUGGUUGUUCCCAUGUCCAAUCAGCCUAUAUUAUCACCUCGCGCCAAAGCCAUCAAGACAGUUUUUGAUAAUCCAGCUAUGCUUGGAGAUAGUUUUAAGGAAUCUUCUUCACAGUUUAUCGAAGAUGUGGGCGAAGAAUCACUGCAAGAUGUCGAUGAAGAACUGGAUGAUGAUGAUGAUGAUGAAGAAGAAGAUGAUGAUGAAGAAAUUGGUAAUCAGCAUUCUGGAUAUGUGCGCACGCCGUUUCCCGAUUCACUCAAUUUCAAAAAUGUAUUUAAUGUCGAUAAGUCUCAACUUGAUGUUGACGGAGAUGUUGAUGCAGACCACGAAGAUGCUUUCGAUGACGAGAUUUCAGAGUUGGAUGAUGAAAUUUUGAGUUUGCAAUUAACACCAAAAUUGGUUACACGAUCACGCAGCAGCAGUUUGGCCAACCAUGUCAAUAACAACAACAACAACAGCAACAAUAGUGGCAACUUUAAUGCUGCAAAUAUUGGUGGAUCAAUGCAAAAUUCAUUCCCGUUCCCAAGUACAAAGAGUCUACAAAGCAAAAUCCAAGAGGAAAUCAAUAGAGAAGAAGAAGAGUAUUCUACUACAAAUUCGAAUCUGGACAAUGAAUUUUCAGAGUACCAGACUAGGUCAUCGUCAAUUAUUUCUGGAAUUAAUGGUGAUUACAAGUUUACAAUGGACUUGAAAGACUCCAAUUUGUUGGCAAGAAGGAAAUCGUCGAUUAAGAGAAAUGCACAAAAGAAUAACAUCUCUACAGUUGACGAAGUUGCUGAGAAUUGA